Nothobranchius furzeri (turquoise killifish) is the source of this 1285-nucleotide messenger RNA. The record is from RefSeq and is a predicted model, not a curated record. Lineage: Eukaryota; Metazoa; Chordata; Actinopteri; Cyprinodontiformes; Nothobranchiidae.
AUGCGCAGACAUGAACUCACAAUACAGCAGGGAUGCCUCAUGUGGGGCGUGAGGGUGAUUGUGCCACCUAAGCUGCGCUCUGGUGUCCUGCAAGAGCUCCACACUGCACAUCCAGGGAUGGUGAGAAUGAAGAGCUUAGCUCGCAGCUAUGUUUGGUGGCCUGGGAUUGAUUCUCAGAUUGAGCUUCAAGCUAAAGCCUGCCACUCUUGUCAGCGUGUGCACAAAGAGCCUGGGUUAGCACCCCUGCACCCUUGGUUGUGGCCUUCAUGUCCGUGGGAACAGAUCCAUGUAGAUUUUGUGGGUCCUUUUGAAGGUCACAUGUACCUGGUGGUGGUAGAUGCACAUUCAAAGCGGCCUGAGGUGCAUAUUAUGGAUGGCACCACAGCUGGUAAAACCAUACAAGUGCUCUUUAGUCUCUUUAGUCGUCAUGGCCUUCCCCAUGUCCUGGCGAGUGAUAACGGACCGCAGUUCUAUUCUGAGGAAUUUAGGGUGUUCCUGAAAGCUAAUGGAGUCAAACACAUUCGCUCAGCGCCAUACUAUCCUGCCACUAAUGGGUUGGCUGAGCGUUUUGUUCAGACAUUCAAGCAUGCACUGAAAGCUUCCACGAGUACAGCACCUGUGCAACGACGCCUGGACACGUUUCUUUUGACAUAUCGCAACACUCCCCAUGCAACAACUAGAGAAACGCCAGCCAUGUUGUUCAUCGGACGCAAGCUGCGCUCUCCACUGGAUGUUCUGAAGCCCAGUGUGGCCGGCACAGUGUGUCGGUCACAAGAUGCUCAACAACAAUGCUGACAGCAACACUCUCGGGACAGAUGGUUCACUGUGGGAGAGCCUGUCCUGGUGCGUGAUUAUAGGAAGGGAGAGGACAAGUGGACGCACAGUGUUGUUCUGGAGAAGACUGGGCGAGUGUCAUACAAGGUGAAUGCGGGAGCCCAAGGUGUGUGGAAACGUCAUGUAGAUCAGAUGCUGACAUGACCAGAGUCAGGAUCUCAACAGGUCACAGUAGAUCUUCCGACAAGCUCUCAGAUGUCACCAGCCCAGAGUGGUAGUGACACCAUGCUUCACCCUUGUACAUCUCUGCAGGAAGAGACUGUUGAACAGGUUCUGGGGACCACCUCACCUCCAGAAACACCCCAGUCUCUUACAACAGCACCGACUGACUGUACACAGGUUACAGAGUCUGUGAGACGUUACCCAGUGAGAGUCACCAAGCCCCCCCCGCUCCUUAUCGAGAUGGGUGAACGUAUUAAGUAGUUCAGUGAGAAUGUUGGUGUUCAGAGAC